Molecule: messenger RNA, 2798 nt
Organism: Oreochromis niloticus (Nile tilapia)
Lineage: Eukaryota; Metazoa; Chordata; Actinopteri; Cichliformes; Cichlidae
Product: troponin I, slow skeletal muscle
Exons: 8
Coding region: 1708-2253 (181 amino acids)
Biological process (GO): skeletal muscle contraction; cardiac muscle contraction
Cellular component (GO): troponin complex
Source: RefSeq, a predicted model, not a curated record
AAUCUAGGACAGUUUAAAAGCAUGAGAAAAGUACAGUGUACUGUAACAAAUGUGCCACUGGGGAAUCUCAACAACCCAUAAUACUAGUUACCGUAGGAACAGAGGCUAUUCAGCAAAAAGAUGUAGCUUCAGCUUUUCAGGUCCAGAUCCACUUACUAGCACUCUCCAGCAAAAUCUCUGUCUGCUGAGCAAGACUGUCAGGCAGAGAAUUCAAUUAUCAUAAACAUAAAACUAUUUCAAAAGCAAAGUAUUAACUUCCAGCAAUAAUUUUAAAGUAAAUUUCAGACGAAUAACUUAGACGAUAUUUAAAUGUAUUAUUAUUAUAGAAAAUAUGGAAGCAAACAUGUGAAACUGCAGAACAUGAAUGUAAGAAAAUGGAUGGAUGGAUUUCUUUACACUAUUUGUUAUCUGUAUAUUAUCUUGUUUUGUGAAAUGCAUGAAAGACAACGACUUAAAACCAAGUGACUCCUGGAAUAACAACACUUGCGGACUUUUUAAACUUAGUUAAAGUUUUUCUUCAGUUAGAAAAAUGAUCAGCUACAUCAUUAUUAACACUUUACUAGUAUUGUGUUGCUCUGACCUAUCAGGGCAUGGACACAACACCACUAGACUAUCCUGUGAUGUCUGGAACCAGAACACUUGCAGUGGUUCCAUUGGAUCCUGUGGGUUGGCUUGAGUUUGGCUGAGGCAACCGAUGAUGAAGUGUGCCCUGGCAGAUCUUGUAGAUAUUCAUUUGGUUUGGGAUCUAAAGAAUGUGGAGGCCAGACUCAGUGCCUGGGGUUCUUUGUGUUUCUACUGCUGUUUUUGCCAUGCUUUGGGAUGCAUUGCCCUGCUGUAGAAGAAUGCUGCCCCAUGUUAAGUUGAUAGUAGAGGUCAAGGUAACAACCACACAAAAGCCAAAAGUUCACCCAAAGUUCACUUUUCAUAGGUUUUGAUGUUAAGGCAGUAACAUAAUGCUCAUUCGAAUAUGCUUAAAUCAUAAUUUUUUUCUAUUGACUGCUGUGUAUUAGUGAUGCAUGCGACUGUUUGCAGCAGUUCUUCUCUGCAGCCUUGUGAUGGCAGCAUAAUUCUUUGAAAUCUGCACAAUGCCCUGAGCUUCAGAAUAGAGUGCAGGUUCUGGAGAAAUGCUGCUCGUCCCUGAUAAACUACCACCUGCUACUGAGUUAGCUGUUACCAUGAGAGACCAUGUUAUUUCUUAGAUGAUCGAAAUGCAUUGGUUACUAAAGACAUCUUAAAACAAAUGCAAAAGUAUCCUUGCUUUGUUUGUUACUGUUUUUGCUGGGGGUGUAAAGUUAUAUGUCUUUGGUUUAUUGGCUCCAAUACAAGACAGAAAUUCUGGCAUUCUUGUUUUAAACUGUUUACCUAAAUGUCCACUUUGGAUUGGAAAUGGGAUCAACUGUAACUAAACACAUAUAACAGUGGACUAAAGCUCCUUCAAACUUCACUCCCCUCCUUAGCAUGUAGCCACUAAGGAAAUCACAGACGGACAAUCCCUGCAAGAACUUUCACACCUCUUACAUAUGUUAUAUGAGAGACGCAGUGCAAGAAUGGUGUGGACUGAGGAUCUAUUUUAGUGAGCCACUCACAUGAGCACUGGAAUCUAUAUAUCUACCCUCUUUCUUUCCUUCUAGUCUCAGAAAAAGACGCCUGUGAGUGUUUGUCACUUGCUGUAGAAGAUUAAACGAGGGGGAACACAAGACUGCAAUCAUGUCUGAAGCGCCUUCGAAACCAAAGCCAAAAAUCUCUGCAUCUCGCAGGCUGUUCUUGAAGACAAAACUGCUAAAGAAGGCCAUGACUAUGUUGGAGAACGAAAAACAAUUCAAAAAAGAUGAACGAGAGAGGAUCCUUGCUGAGAGAGUGCCAGACCUCCAAAUAUCCGGUCUGUCUUUGCAGGACCUACAGAAUCUUUGCAAGCAGCUACAUCAGAAGAUUGACGUGGUUGAUGAGGAGCGCUAUGAUAUUGCUCUUAAGGUGACAAAAAAUGACAAGGAGAUACAGGAUCUGUCUCAAAAGAUCUUUGAGAUGAAAGGCAAGAUGAAGAGGCCCAAUCUGAGGAGGGUGAGGGUGUCUGCUGAUGCAAUGCUGGGAGCUCUGCUGGGCUCCAAGGUCAAAGAGUCUGUGGACUUCAAGGCCAACCUCAAGACUGUGAAGAAAGAGGAGGAGAAGAAAGAGGAAGUGACUGACUGGCGUAAGAACGUGGAUGCCAUGUCUGGUAUGGAGGGCAGAAAGAAGCUGUUCAAUGCUGGACAAUAGAUUUAAAAUGAAUAUCUGGGUAAAGUUGUCUGUUACCACACAGGUGGACGCAGCGAACUGCAUUAACUUUAUAAUGGUUAUAAUUCGGACACAGCUCAUGUUGUGAAUAUACAGACAGUAGUGAGGCAUCAGUAGUGUCUUUAGGACAACUGUCUAUUAAUAUACAUAUUUUUUGCAUAAUAAAAAAUAUGUACAUAAACAUAUUAGAGCACUCCGUUGCUUUUAUAGUUUUUUAGCUUAUAUAUGAAUCAAUAUUGAUUGCCCUGCUUAUUGACUUUAUUUACUUAUCAAAAAAAUCACCCAUAUUUACAGAAAACCAGAUGAGCAUAUGACAAGAAAUCUUUCAUGUGUCCUGCUUAUGUUGUCUGAAAAAGCUUGUGCUCUUUUGCUAUACUGAACUGAUUAAGACCGUGAAUGCACAUUCCAGGGGCAGCUAAUGCUGGAGUCAACUGUUCAUGAAGUCCUUGUAUGAAUGUGGUAUUAAUUAAACUAAUGAGCAAAGCAUUGUCAUAAUCAAUCAAAUAAUAAAAUCUCUUUAACAUUAA